Molecule: messenger RNA, 1011 nt
Organism: Sabethes cyaneus
Lineage: Eukaryota; Metazoa; Arthropoda; Insecta; Diptera; Culicidae
Product: cuticle protein CP14.6-like
Exons: 2
Coding region: 93-503 (136 amino acids)
Cellular component (GO): chitin-based extracellular matrix
Molecular function (GO): structural constituent of chitin-based larval cuticle
Source: RefSeq, a predicted model, not a curated record
UAGUGGUCACAUCAUUAAUUUGAUCUGAAGUUGCAAUCACAGCCAGAAGGCAGUCGCGUCGAGUCAACAGCAAUAGAUUUUUUUCUAGCAAAAUGUUCAGAUUGGUAAUCAUCUCCGUCCUGGCAACCGUAGCAUUUGCCCAGAAUCCGGACGCCGACGCACAGAUAGUGUCAUCGGACAGCGUAGUUAAUCCCGAUGGUUCGUACUCCUGGAAUUACGAAACCAGCAACGGUAUUCGCGCCCAAGAGGAAGGAGUUGGUGGACAGAAUGCUCAAGGUAGUGCCUCGUGGACGGACCGCGACGGCACCCCGAUCCAGCUAACGUACGUCGCUGACGUAAAUGGAUUCCAGCCACAAGGCGCUCAUCUGCCACGUGAAGGACCAGCCCCAGCCCAUGUUUUGAAAACGCUUGAGUUCAUUCGUGCCAACCCACCGAAGGAUGAUCCCAACUUUAACAUCCAAGCGUUGGAAGCGGAAAUCGCCAGACUGCAGGCCCUUCAGUAAGACUUCCAAGGCGAGGGCGAUGGGAUCCAGGGGCCAUUUUCGGAACUCGUAGCGACCUGUGCACAUACUCAGAAUACCAAGAAGCAUUACACUAUUUGCGAUGCAAAACCGAAUCGAAAGUUUUGAAUUUUACUCUGUAAAUUUAUUGUAAAUAUUACUUCUUUCAUAGUUUUAAAUCUACUCUGAGCAACAUAAAGCGAAGGUAAGAACUUUUUUAAAACGACAUCUUAAGGUCAAAGCGCAUUUUUGACUUGCAUUUGAUGCUUUGCUUGUGCGAUAAACAAACCAUGUGCCCAUAUCUUGUUUUUGAAUUGAAGCGAAGGAAGAGAUUAAAACCCGCUACUGACGUCUGACGUCAACAAAGCAUAGGACGAGUCAAAUAGUGAUAUUUUGCAGCAACAAGAUCUAUUCACAAAGGUAAAUCGAGGAUGAAAACUAAAGCAGAGGGGGGAGAUAGAAAGAGAGAUGCGACGAUUAAUGAGAUAAAAACAAAAAAGACAAAUAGAAA